Dermacentor silvarum is the source of this 5975-nucleotide messenger RNA. Its product is annotated as NADH dehydrogenase [ubiquinone] 1 alpha subcomplex assembly factor 2-like. Gene Ontology annotation, cellular component: membrane. The transcript has 7 exons. The record is from RefSeq and is a predicted model, not a curated record. NCBI's taxonomy places the organism in Eukaryota, Metazoa, Arthropoda, Arachnida, Ixodida, Ixodidae. Bases 205 to 870 code for a protein of 221 amino acids. Gene Ontology annotation, biological process: mitochondrial respiratory chain complex I assembly.
AACUUGGCCACACGGUCCACACCAUAGAGUUUCACUAUGGUUUCACAAAGUUGAUCUUUAUUCUGUGGUUUCACACUAUUCUAUGGGCCACACGCAUGGCGUGUUUUCCUCCAUGCGUUUUAAUUUCAAUUUCGCUUUCACACUGCUGACGCUCAUACGUAAUUUGUUUCAUUUGAGACAGUUCAUUCUUUAGCUGCGCACACAAUGUCAAGUGGAGGCAGAGGUGUCAUCGUGCGGAUCUGGAAUAAUUUCUUGUCAUCCAUUACAACCAAACAGAGUCCGCACAGAGAAGUCGGUCGUGACCAUUUCGGCAACAGAUACUUUGAAAUUGCGGCCGAUCCCAGCAGAGGCAAGCGAAAGCCGAGGCGGUGGUUUGAGCCGCGCACUAAGGACAACUUCAACGCGGAUAUGCCCCCCGAGUGGGAAGCUUGGCUGCGGGCUCGGCGUUCCUCCCCUCCAACUCAAGAGUUCAACCAACGUUCUGCAGUGCGAAACGGGCUAGGACAGCCCAUCAGCGUCUCUCACACACGCGCAUGUUGGCUAGAGAGUAGAGACGCCGCUAGGUAUAGCACGGUCCCUGCGGCUGUCGCCGUCUGGUGGCCGCCGGUGAAAGGCAUCAUUCUCCGUGCCACCGCGACGCCCUCGGUCAGCACACUAGAAAUUGCCCACAACGAAGCCAUUAAGCAAUCAAAGCUACAAAAAGCUGCACUUCUUGAAAGGACGGCAAGAGAGGACCGUGAAAGGAGACAAACUGGUGUCAUCAACCCACAAUUGCCCACUGGCUUCCCCACAUAUGACGACUACAAGCAGACCGACACAGAAGAAACUCGUAGCUCCGAGGAACUCCCUGGGAGGAUCCCACCCAAGUAACCCAACUUGUGGUGCAUGCAGGCGCACCUAAAUAUAGGCCUCGCUCUCUCGCUGCAUUACGAUAGUAGAGGAGGAGAAUGUGCUGCUACAGGGCACCCGGAAGAUGAUUGAAACAUUUUUUUGUUAGUGCGGAGAUAACUUAUUUUUACUUGCAUUUAAUUUUAAGAGUGGACUAUUGAGCAAAUAUUGUUCGUAAUUCGUGUGCAUGCAACUGAAAUCUUUAUUUGAAUACACGAAUAAUGCAUAAUGCUCUCAUUGAGGAAAGGACUCACUGGCUUGGCAACAGUUUGUUGCAUUUAGAAGUUACAGCAUCUUAUGUUCAUAAUAAGAGCAUGCAUGAAAAUGACGUAAACUGCACAUGUUAAGAACAGAUACGGGCCAGAAAGUCGGUUCCUUUGAAGGCUCUCACUGCACUAUGCGGGUAUCCAGCUAUCUCAGCAACACCACUCUUGAAUACCUCGGCAAUGUAAAAUAAGGAGGAAUAGUCAUUAGCUGGAUCUUGUUAGAAGGGUACUCAAACACUACUCCACCACUGCAUUAUUAUGCCAAAAGAAAAGUUGAAUUAUAACCUUGCUCUCCUAGUUCACAAAAUAAUUUUAAAGGGUCACCAAACAGAACAAUUAUUUAGCAGUUAGCAAAUUACCCUUACCAAAAAAAAGGCACUCUUACCACAAGGAGACACUUGGUUGGCCAGAAAAGAUGCACGAAUGAAUGUUACCUUGAAGUUUUUAUCAGUGACGGCAGACUACACUGUAUUCUAAAAGAUGCUGACACAUCCUUCGUUCUACACACAAUUGUUUGCACACAAUUCUGUAAACAAGUCAUUCUUUGGGGGGAUUUCAGUUACCCUAGCAUAUGUUCGUCUGACCUGGCAUUAAUAUUGUCCAAAUCUAAUACAGAAAGUGAUUUCAUUGAUAUGUGUCUAACAUUUAGAGUUUCACAACUUGUUUCGACACAAACAAGAGUCGCCAAACAUUCAUCAAACAUUCUUGACCUCCUACUUGCAUCUAACCCCGACAGGUUAUUAUGUCUUUUGUACCUUAUGGUAUUAAGUGAUCGUGUCGUAAUGCAUACCUUUUUUAAUCUUCUAUUGCUGAAAACUAAAAAAAAGAAAGAGUUCAGCAGGUGUUACACUCUUGUAACACAAGAAGGCAAAUGCCUGCUGCACAUUUGGUAAUACAUGAAGUUACACAAUUCGGGUUAGACUUCUUUGUAAGACAUAUGGGUAAUGCAUUAAGUUAUACAGUCGGGGCUAGACUUCCUGCAAGAUAUAACGAGCUGCAAUGGGAAGUGCACGUGUGGCACUAAGGCAUCCUCCUCACUAAGGCACAGCGGCACGUGCUUCUUUCGCAGUGGCAUACUUGCACGGCCGUCCUCACGGGCCGCAAGAGCAUGCAUGCUCCUCCAUCGCUUUCUCAGGCCGCUCCAACUGUGACGUCAAUGCGCUGAGCAUGCGUGCCUGCUUUUCUGCGCAACAACACCUGGCGCGAGAGCAAUUACUAAACUUAAAAUUCGGCAGACACUUAAGACUGCUUCUGUGUGGGGAUGCAAAUGCAUUAUACCGUUCGUACACCUCGAGAACGUCGUCAACGCGUUGAUUUUAUACACUCGUGACAUGGCGCCACCUCCUCCGAACCGUCCCGUGUGCCACCCAAUGACACACGCACUAGUCAGCGAGAUGGCUGCAACGUGACGUGUGCAGUCAGACAUACACUAGGCACACCUUUAGUAAGCCAGUACCGGGGAGCAGCUGCGGCUUCAGGGAAGCGUGCUCGUCUUACACCCCGGAUGCAUGGGUUCGAUUCCCACCCAGACCGAAAUGUAGCAAAUUUUAUUUUCAAAGCCACUAAUUUACCAUGUUUACGGGAACCUCCCUGAGAAAUGCAUCGUUAAUGCAAGCAUUUUUUUACGUGUUUUUACUCUUUUUGGCAUCAGCCAUUUUUCAUUAUGGCGUAGUUUCGCCAAGGUCACUGCAAACAUAGACACCUAAGGCUUUCGCCUUAAAAAGCUGACACUUUACGAUAGAGGCAACUACACAGCUAUCAACGACGAACUUUUACUUUCUGUGACUAGUUCUUGACAUGUUUUUUUUUUUUUUUUUCUACGAAGUGUUGACACUAACUGGUGUCUUCUUAAACACAAGCUACACAAGUUAAUCGAAGUCUACAUUCCUACCAUAACAGUAACGAAACGAUCCCAUUCCCCAUGGUUUAUUACAACGUUAAAACAUCUUAGUAACUAAAGAAUUGACAAAUUUGGCAUGCAAAAGUAGUGGCACACCACUUGCUUGGGAACCUUAUUGCACCACUGAAGAGCUUUUUCUCUCACUCGCUGCUGAAACUAAGCUAUCAUUUUUCACUUGAACUUUACCUAAUCUGAUUUGUAGAAACCCAAAGAAGUUCUGGAAUUCAAUCAAAUCCCACCUCUUUAACAUUUUAUCGCUGUGUGACAAGCAAAAGCAUCCUAUUCCUGAGCAGGAUGUCACACGUGUACUGUAUUUUUCCGCAUAUACCCGCCUCCAGGGCUUUUCUUUUCCGCACAUAUUGUCAUGUAGUAGUGACGGUGAAGAAAACAGUUGCAAAACUGUGAAUGACGAAACUGACUUUUUAUUGGGCGAACCUGUGCCCGUUUACAAAAGCAAGUUACACUCGAAGCACAACGGCAGGUUUACGCUGCUUAUAAGAAAAACCCUUUGUUGAAGCUUAAAGAUAAACUCAAAAGCAAAACUGAAGAGAUGAAGACAGCUUUGCAGACAGCCAAAGAUAAGUUAUUUAGCAUGUUCCAUCUGCGUAUACAGAAAAAACCAAAAGAACUGUGGCAAUUUUUUAAAAUGAACAGUAAAGAUUUAUUAUCAAUACCGGCCCUUGAUAGCGACGGUGCUACCGUCUACAACGACAUUGAAAAAGCCGAGUGCUUUAUCUCGUUUUUCACUUCUGUGUACGCUGCUCGUGUUGACACUCAAAACACUGUGGCACGAUCCACCCCAGUGUUGGGUGAGCCCAUGGACGAUACCAUGAUCGACCAACGAGGAAUAGAGGCCGCUCUCACAACAUUGAAUGCGUCUAAAGCAACUGGGCCCAAUGCUUUGUCACCUGCACUGCUUUCUUUAUGCCCACAGGAAGGAUCCAAAUAUCUGUGCGUAAUCUUUACCAAAUCUUUACAAGAAAUCUCUUUACCAAAUGAUUGGAAACUUGCCAAUGUCGUCCCUGUGCAUAAGGGUGGACCAUGAAGUAGUGUUUUGAAUUACCGGCCUAUCUCACUUACUAGCGUUGCAUGUAAGAUACUUAUUCUUUCUGGGGUUUUACACGCCAAAACUAGUUCUGAUUAUGAGGCACGCCGUAGUGGAGGGCUCCGGAUUAAUUUUGACCACCUGGGGUUCUUUAACGUGCACUACAACGCAAGCACACGGGCGUUUUUGCAAAAAACUGGAUAGUUGGGCGAGUUGGUACGGUAACAUAUUCUUGGUAUAAGCGCGAAGAAAACACGGACGGUGGCGGAAGAAGAAAUGAUAAAAAUAGCGCUCGUCCUGUCUUCUUCCGCCACCGCCCGUGUUUUCUUCGUGCUUAUAACAAGAAUAUGUUGGCGUUUUUGCAUUUUGCCUCCACCGAAAUGGGGCCGCGGCGGCUGGGAUUCGAUCCCGCGAUCUCGUGCUCAGCAGCGCAACGCCUUAGCUGACUAAGCCACCGCGGCGGGUUCCAUGUAAGAUACUUGAGCUGGUGCUUUAGAGUAAUGUUAUGAGCCAUAAGAAUGUGCACUCCUUGCUCAGCCCCCAGCAGCAUCGAUUUCGUAGUGGAUUUUCCUGUACAACACAGCUGCUUGAGUUGACGCAUGAUUUAGCAGGAGCUUUGGAUAAGGGUUUUUCUGUUGACUGUUUGUUUCUAGAUUUUAAGAAGGUGUUCGAUGUUGUCUCUCACUCUUUACUUAUAGAAAAAAUAGAAAUGUAUAAUAUAAACAGUACGGUUGUUAACUGGAUAAAAGAAUACCUAAAUUUAAGAAAACAGAAAGUUGUGCUUAAUGGCAAAACAUCCCGUGAUGUUGAUGUGUCUUCUGGUGUGCCCCAAGGAUCAGUCAUACGACCGCUUUUGUUUCUCAUCUAUAUAAAUGAUAUCUGCUCCGGUAUUUCAUCGCAAAUCAGGCUAUCUGCUGAUGAUUGUGUUUUGUACAGGACUAUUCAUACUACCCAUAACUGCAAUGUUUUACAAAAUGACCUGUACAAAGUAAAUGAGUGGUGCAAGAAGUGGCACAUGCUCAUUAACUUGAAAAAAAAAAAAACGUUCAUAUGCGUUUUUCGAGGAAAAGACCAACUCAUGACUUCUGCUACUCUUUAAAUGCAACCAAGCUAUUAUCCUUUCAGGAGCACAAACAUCUUGGCGUUUAUUUCACACCUGAGCCGUCACAUUGAUCAUAUCACAACUAAAGCAUGCCGCGUUCUAGGUUUCCUGCGCAGAAAUGCAAAAAAUUUGCCACUUGAGACAAAGGUAUCAUUGUACUAAUCAAAUGUCCGAUCCGUUAUGGAUUAUGCUUGUGCUGUGUGGGAUCCAUGGUCGGCACGUGACGUGAACAGUUUAGAAAGAAUUCAAAGCAUAGCUGUUUGUUUUGUUAGUUCAAAUUAUACCAGGAAUUUCAGUGUUUCAAGAGCACUGAAAAAAAAAAUGAAAAAAAAAGCCUCGGUUGGGAACCAAUACAGCAGCGCAGGAAAUAUCUCAGAAUGAAACUCUUUCACAACAUAUUCCACUCUCGAACAGGGAAAUACUUUUUAGAGCCUGAUUACAUUUCUCCACAGCUGGACCAUGAAAAUAAGAUUAGAGAAAUAGCCUGCAAUACUGAAGCGUUUAAAAUGUCAUUUUUCCAAGAACCAUAAACCAAUAGAACAAGUUACCAUCUGAUGUCGCAACGAUUGUCUCAAACAAUGUGUUUUCAAACUCUACACGCCCACUGAAGUUAGGUAGUGUUUUUGUGUGAAUCUGCGAGCAUGAAAGUGUUCCGGGUACAUGUUCUUGUUUUAUUUAUUGGUUUUUUGUUUCCUCCCCCCCUCCCCCCUUGCUGUAAUGCCUACGGGUACUGAAGGUAUUGUCAUAAAUAAAUAAAUAAAUGAUAAAAUGAUA